This is a messenger RNA of Olea europaea var. sylvestris, 696 nucleotides long. Its product is annotated as expansin-like B1. Bases 1 to 696 code for a protein of 231 amino acids. Gene Ontology annotation, cellular component: extracellular region. The transcript has 4 exons. The record is from RefSeq and is a predicted model, not a curated record. Lineage: Eukaryota; Viridiplantae; Streptophyta; Magnoliopsida; Lamiales; Oleaceae.
AUGAAAAAUGAGGAAUUCGGUAUUCUCAAUUUCAAUACCGUAUAUGCCUUUUGUCCGCUAAUUCAAAAAGUUUUUGUCAUAAUUUUACUAGCUGGAGCUUGUGGGUUUGGUGAAUAUGGGACGUUUGUCAACAAUGAUGAAAUCACUGGAGUCUCUAGGCUUUAUAGGAAUGGAACUAGUUGCGGUGCUUGCUAUCAGGUAAGGUGCAGAAUCCCAACACACUGCAGCGAGGAAGGAGCGAAGGUAGUGGUAACGGAUUAUGGCGAGGGAGACCGUACACACUUCAUAUUGAGUACACGAACGUACGCAAAAUUGGCUCGAUCCAACAUGGCUGCAGAACUAUUUUCAUAUGGCGUAGUUGACAUCGAAUUCAAAAGAAUUCCUUGUCGUUAUGGUUAUAAUCUCUUUCUAAAAGUCCAUGAGCACAGCAAAUACCCUCAAUACUUGGCCGUAGUGCCAUUGUAUAAAGAGAGAAUGUAUGAUAUCAUCGCGGAGGAUCGCAACGAAUGGAGGCCAAUGCGAAGAGUCUUUGGAACAGUAUUCGACCAUCAGAACCCACCACCGGGGCCUCUCAACUUUAGACUUCAGGUGGUGGCCGAGGGCAACGAGGAAAUGAAGUGGGUGCAAUUAACCAGUGCCAUUCCCAGUGAUUGGAAGGCUGGAAUUGCUUAUGACACUGCUUUUCAGCUUAACUAA